AUGAAGCGAAUCAUUGAAUCAAUUUGGGGGAACUCUUCGCAAGUUAAGGUCAGUAUCGCUGGCCCUAAUCUUUAUGUGUUUUCGUUCUUGGAUGCUGGCCUGAGGGACUGGGUUCUAGAUAAUGGAGCUUGGCAUGUCCAGAACAAGCCACUGGUUUUAAGGAAUUGGGUUCCUGGUAUGCAGAAACUUAGUUUUGAUCUCUCCUUUAUGCCAAUUUGGAUCCAGCUUUAUAAUGUUCCUUUAGAGCUCUAUUCUCAAAAGGGUUUGAGUUACAUAGCGAGUGCCUUAGGUAACCCUCUGUUUAUGGACUCGGUUGCAGCUUCAAAGAAUAGGCUCGAAUUUGCCAAGGUUUGUGUGGAGGUUGAAGCAGGGGUUGUCAUUCCUGAUAUUAUUCAUGUUAUUGUUAGUGAUGGUUCCUCUGUUAGUAUUAAAGUGCAUGUGCCUUGGAUGCCCAAGUGUUAUGAUAAAUGCAAAUCAUUUGGACACCACGUUAAUUCUUGUUAUGUGGAUAGACAAGUUCCUCAAAAGCUCAAAGAGGUCCAGGUUUGGAGGAAAAAGGAUGUUAUGAUGCCUGUAAGUAAGGGGGACUUACCAGGGGUUUCUACGGGGAUUGUUGGAUCAGUCAGCAGUUCCAAGGGGAUGACAGAUUCUUUCUCUGGAAAUCUAAAUAACAAUGCAGAAGAAAUGGUGAAUGGUCUGCAAGUUGGUGCAGCUGUUGAGACAACAGUACUUGUAUUGCAGGAGGCUACUGUGCCUUUUUUGAAGGAAGCCAGUGUUACCUCCUCACAGUUUCCUGCUGCUGAUUUGUUGAGUACGGUGCCCCGGACGGUGAUUGACCCUUGUGAACAGGAUAAGGGCCAUGCUACUGAGGGUAGUUUGAGCCAGUUACAGGAAGUGGUUCAUUCUGUGGAUUUCCCUUCCCUCCAAGACUCCUUGAGAAAGAGGACUAAGGGAAGGAAAAAAGAGGCUGUUGGUUCUUCCAGUAAAAUGGAGACUGUGGUUGAGGGUCCUAGGAAAGCCCGAGUAGCUUCUAUGGGUGUGGCAAUGUUGCUUAACGAGAUCAAAUCUAAGAAAAAAGAUCAUCUUGAGAAAUCUAGGUGUACGAUGGGUGUUCCGGGCACUGGCAAUAGUGCUCAAUCUUUUCCAGCUUGA
This is a messenger RNA of Hibiscus syriacus, 1152 nucleotides long. RefSeq lists its product as uncharacterized. The transcript has a single exon. The record is from RefSeq and is a predicted model, not a curated record. The coding region runs from base 1 to 1152 and encodes 383 amino acids. Lineage: Eukaryota; Viridiplantae; Streptophyta; Magnoliopsida; Malvales; Malvaceae.